Molecule: messenger RNA, 231 nt
Organism: Racocetra persica
Lineage: Eukaryota; Fungi; Glomeromycota; Glomeromycetes; Diversisporales; Gigasporaceae
Source: the annotation of a GenBank genome assembly
UAUUCUGAAUUUCGUAAAAUUAUUGAUAGUGAUAUUGCAACUAGUUAUAAUUAUUUACAUGAAUUAAAAUUAAGAUUAAUAAUUAGUUACGAUAAUAAUCAAUAUGAAACUAUUAGUAAAAUAAUUGAUGAUUUCGAAUUAGAAUUCAGUAAAAGUGAUCAAUUAAGUAAGGCAGUAAUAAUUUCAAACCACGCAAUAAGUAUUAAUCAAAAAGCUGAUAAAUUUCUUAAG